ACAGCGCAGCCGCCGGUGGCUCCUCUCGGCGACCCCGUGGUGGUGUGGUUCUCGCGUGCCCCCGUCGAGUUGGAAGCACGGUGGCGUGUCUGCUGCCGGUGGCGGGAAAAAACUCGCACGGCGUCUCUCGCGGUGUGGAUUACCACAACGGCAGGAAGGAAAAGGGCGCCGACAGAGUGACACCGGAUAGCCGACGCUCAGGCAUUAAGGCAAGAGGCUGAGCCAGUGGAAGCCCGAGGAUGACGCAAACAUCAACGUUGGCGACGGCGCUUUUCGCCUCGUCGCUCUUCUUCCUCUUCUUUACAACAGGUGACGCCGUCCAGUGCUACAUAUGCAGUUGGUCCCCGAGGAACCAGGCAAACCGGACAGACUUCUGCACACACGCGAACUUCAAUCCGGAAAAGAACUUCGCCCACGAAUGUCCCCAGGGAUGCGAGUUCUUCUCUCAGAACGACCUGAACGGUGACUUCGAGCACGUCCGCCGCAACUGCGCUCCGAGCAACCCUCCGCACAAGGGUUGCCUGACCGAGACGAGCCGGGCCUGGACAACGGUGCGCUGCAUCUGCGACUCGGACUACUGUAACGCGGCGCCCCAGCAAGAUCCGACAACGGCCGCGCUUCUGCUGCUGCCUUUGUUGCUCGCAGCCGCCUCUAGAAUGCCCACCUGAACGCUUCCUCGGUGUUUGCUCCACCAGAGGAGAGAGGACGCCCGUGUUUGCGGAGAAAUGGAAAAAACGGGGUUCCCUCUCUGUUCGUAGUCAGCCACGUGGGCGGGGAUAGAAGCUCGAGACUUUGUACGUGCGCGUGUGUGUGCCAGUUCCGUGGAAGCUGCGAAUCGACUCGUCGAGGUUUCUCGAUUUGCUGUAAAUAGAUUACGCCUCACUUAUUACGCGUUACACCAGCCCAAGAGUACGCAAAGGCAAGAGCGGAGUUUGACGACCAUGGUCUCGUUUCGUGGCCCUGUUGAUCUGAGUAGUUUCAAGAUUGACGUC
Rhipicephalus microplus (southern cattle tick) is the source of this 992-nucleotide messenger RNA. RefSeq lists its product as uncharacterized. Gene Ontology annotation, biological process: sleep; positive regulation of voltage-gated potassium channel activity; regulation of synaptic transmission, cholinergic. Lineage: Eukaryota; Metazoa; Arthropoda; Arachnida; Ixodida; Ixodidae. The record is from RefSeq and is a predicted model, not a curated record.